AUGAGGGUAACGGAGGUGAUUAUAGAUGGCUUCAAAUCCUACGCCGUUCGAACAGUCAUAUCAGGAUGGGACGAGAGCUUCAACUCGAUUACCGGCUUGAACGGUAGUGGCAAGUCCAAUAUUCUGGACGCCAUCUGCUUCGUUCUCGGUAUUACAAACAUGUCGACGGUGCGAGCCCAAAAUUUACAGGAUUUGAUCUACAAGCGCGGUCAAGCCGGUGUCACCAAAGCCAGCGUCACGAUCGUGUUCGAUAAUAGAGAUAAACAAAAGUCGCCAAUUGGAUUUGAAGAGUAUGCGACUAUCAGCGUCACUAGACAGAUCGUUCUAGGAGGCACCUCGAAGUAUCUAAUAAAUGGACACCGAGCACAGCAACAGACAGUCCAAAACCUCUUCCAAUCUGUACAGCUGAAUAUAAAUAAUCCCAACUUCCUUAUCAUGCAAGGUCGAAUCACCAAGGUGCUGAACAUGAAGGCCGUCGAGAUAUUAGCUAUGAUCGAGGAAGCAGCCGGCACAAGGAUGUUUGAGGACCGAAGAGAUAAGGCAUUAAAAACUAUGGCGAAAAAGGAAAUGAAACUUCAAGAGAUCACUGAGCUCUUGCGCGACGAAAUUGAGCCUAAGCUUGAGAAGCUACGGACCGAGAAGAGAGCUUUCCUAGAUUUCCAACAAACACAAAAUGACUUGGAGCGCUUAACGAGAGUAGUAGUCGCACACGACUACCUGAGGUACCAGGAGAGACUAGAGCAAUCUGCGACUGAUUUGGAGAAUAAGAAACAACGACAGAAAGACCUUGAAGAUUCCGCGGCCAGGCUAAAGAGCGAGAUAUCCCAUCUCGAAGAAGAUGUUAAGAGAGUGAAAGCGGAAAGGGACAAAGAGCUGAGAAAGGGAGGUAAAGCCCAAGCGUUAGAAGAUCAAGUCAAGAAGCACUCUAACGAGCUGGUUCGACUCGCCACCGUCAUGGACUUGAAGAAGUCCAGUAAAGCCGAGGAAGAAGAGAAGAAGACUGCGGUGCAGAAGAAUGUUGCCGAAUUAGAGGCAGCCUUGAAGGAGAAGACGAAAGCUUACGAGAAAACCAAGGCCAAGUACGACGAGGCGAAGGAAGCAAACGAGAAGCAGAACCAGGAGGCAGAGUCGAAAGAAGAAUUGCUUCAGACAUUACAAACAGGUGUCGCAUCCAAAGAAGGACAAGAAAGCGGCUACCAAGGUCAACUGCAAGAUGCGAAGAAUCGGGUUGCGGCGGCAGCUACUGAACAGGAGCAAGCCAAAAUUAAAGUAGCCCAUCUUGAGAAACGAAUCAAGGAGGAAGAGCCCCGAGCUAAAAAGGCCAAAGAACAAAACGCCGGCUUGUUAAAAGAGCUAGAUGGCCUCAGGACCCAGUCGCAGAAGCUACAUGCCCAACUUGCGAAGCUCGGUUUCGAGCCAGGACAAGAAGAAGAGAUGUACAAGCAAGAGUCGACAUUGCAGCAAACCAUCAGAGGCUUACGCCAAGAGGCAGAUGUUCUAAAACGCAAGGUUGCUAAUAUUGACUUCAACUAUGCUGACCCAACUCCCAAUUUCGAUCGCUCGAAAGUCAAGGGGUUGGUCGCCCAAUUAUUUACCCUUGACAAAGAGCAUACGAGAGCCGGCACGGCUUUAGAGAUAUGCGCCGGCGGUCGUCUGUAUAAUGUUGUUGUAGACAGCGAAGUUACGGGUACACAAUUAUUACAAGGCGGUAAAUUACGGAAGAGAGUUACCUUUAUUCCCUUGAACAAGAUCGACACAUCCAAAGCUUCGGCGCAGACAAUUGCUACAGCUCAAAACAUUGCCCCCGGUAAGGUCGAUUUAGCUCUAUCCAUCGUAGGGUACGAUAACGAGGUAUCCGCGGCAAUGAUAUAUAUCUUCGGAAAUACCUUAAUCUGCCAAGACACUGAGAUAGCUAAGAGGGUGACUUUCGAUCCCAAUGUAAGGAUGAGGAGUAUUACUCUUGAAGGCGAUGCGUACGACCCUUCGGGGACGCUCUCGGGCGGCAGUGCGCCUAAAUCCAGUGGCGUAUUGGUCACAUUGCAGAAGCUAAACGAGAUCAACCGCCAACUUAAAGAAGCAGAGCGUUCUUUACAUGGUCUCCAGACCAGGAUCUCUCAAGAAAAGUCUAAACUCGACCAGGCUCGUAAGAUCAAGCAGGAUCUCGAUCUUAAGGCACACGAAAUCAAACUCGCGGAAGAGCAAAUUAGUGGCAACUCUUCAUCAUCAAUCAUCCAGGAGGUGGAAAAUAUGAAGGAGGCGAUCAUACAACUCAAGAAUGAGAGUGCUGAAGCUAAGAAGAGGCAGGCCGAGGCCAGCGCAGAUGUCAAGAGGAUCGAGAAGGAUAUGAAAGACUUUGAAAACAACAAAGAUUCGAAACUUGUAGAACUUCAAGCUUCUCUAGACAAGUUGCGGGCGACGUUGGCUAAAAACUCGAGUACCGUCAAAACUUUACAGAAAGAGCUUCAAGGUGCUCAGCUGGACUCGGAACAGGUUUCAGGUGAUCUCGCCGCCGCGAGGGAGCAGCUACAAGAAGUUGAGUUGGCUAUCAAGUCACAGCAGGAGGAGAUCGAGGACCUUAUCAAGAAACAGUCGCAGUUACAAGAGACUCACGACCUCGUACAAGCACAGCUUGACGACGAAAGGGCCAAAUUGACCGGGUUUGAUGAUGAGCUGCAUGCGCUUGAAGAGGCAAUCCGGUCAAAGAAUAGUCGGAUUGCCGAAGAAGGUCUUGAAAAGCAAAAGCUUGGUCACACAGUUGACAAAUUCCACAAGGAACAGCAACAUGCGAUACAAGCUGUGGCGAACAUGGAGAAGGAGUUCGAUUGGAUUGCCGAAGAGAAGGACAACUUUGGCCGCACGGGGACACCGUACGACUUCAAGGGCCAGAACAUCACGGAGUGCAAAGCCACGCUGAAGACGCUCACGGACCGGUUCCAGGGCAUGAAGAAAAAGAUCAAUCCCAAGGUCAUGAACAUGAUCGAUAGCGUCGAGAAGAAAGAGGUGUCGCUUAAGCACAUGAUGAAGACGGUCAUCCGUGAUAAGCGCAAGAUCGAGGAAACUAUCAUCAGCCUCGACGACUACAAGAAGAAAGCCCUCCUCCAGACCUGGGAGAAGGUCAACGGUGACUUCGGCCAGAUAUUCUCUGAACUAUUGCCCGGUGGCAGCUUCGCGAAACUAGACCCGCCCGAGGGCAAAACUAUUAACGAGGGUCUAGAGGUCAAGGUCUGCCUAGGCAAGGUGUGGAAGCAGAGCUUAACAGAGCUAAGUGGUGGUCAACGAUCGCUCGUGGCACUGUCGCUUAUCAUGGCACUACUACAGUUCAAGCCAGCGCCCAUGUACAUCUUAGACGAGGUGGAUGCGGCGCUGGACCUGUCGCACACGCAAAAUAUCGGUCGCCUCAUCAAGACACGCUUCAAGGGCUCUCAGUUCAUCGUUGUCUCCCUCAAAGACGGCAUGUUCCAGAACGCAAACCGCAUCUUCCGCACCCGAUUCAGCGAGGGUACGAGUAUGGUACAGGCCCUUACCGCCGCGGACUUUAAGUAG
Molecule: messenger RNA, 3543 nt
Organism: Daldinia childiae
Lineage: Eukaryota; Fungi; Ascomycota; Sordariomycetes; Xylariales; Hypoxylaceae
Product: Structural maintenance of chromosomes protein 2
Exons: 5
Coding region: 1-3543 (1180 amino acids)
Biological process (GO): chromosome organization
Cellular component (GO): chromosome
Molecular function (GO): ATP hydrolysis activity; ATP binding; protein binding
Source: RefSeq, a predicted model, not a curated record